Molecule: messenger RNA, 1107 nt
Organism: Entrophospora sp. SA101
Lineage: Eukaryota; Fungi; Glomeromycota; Glomeromycetes; Entrophosporales; Entrophosporaceae
Source: the annotation of a GenBank genome assembly
AUGCAAACUCUUAAAGAUAUAAAAAAAGAAUUGAAGUCUCAUAAGCAAAUAAAACAAAGGAGUAACUCACAGAUUAUUCAAAUUGUUGAUAACAUAAAAUCUCAAAUUCAUGAGCAAGAGGCUAUAAUUGUAACUUCGCAAAAUAAACAUCAUAGUGCAUUACAAGAUUGCCAAAGAAUUGAAGAUGAAAUGAGAGAGCUUAAUGAUAACCAUGAUUCAAAAAUAGAAGAUAUUAUGAGGAUGGUAUCCAAAGGGAAAACUGAAUUACCAGAAUUGAAUGCAUAUGUUAAAGAUAUGCAACAAAAAGUGCAAACUUUAAAAAUAGAAAUUAAGAAUGAAGCUGAUUCAAUGAGAACAGAAAUGACAACAAAUAAGGAAAUGUAUGAUAAUGCUUUAAUUGAGUUAGAGAAGGAAAGAGAAAAGUUAUCUGCUUUAGAUGAAGAACUUGGAGAACUUCAAAAUGCAUUUAAGGCCAAAACUAAUCAAUUAAACAACAUACAAUUGGAAAUUACAAACCUUAAUCAUGAAGUUGACAAAGUACUUCAAGAAAAGGGAAUGUCUCAACAAAUUGUUCAGCAAAUGGAAAGAGAAAAUGAUUGGAUUAUGCAUCAAAAGCAUCAUUUUGGUGAAGUAAAUUCUCUGUAUGAUUUUGAGAAUAAUAGUCCAAAUGAGUGUAAAAAAAUUACAAGAAAAACACAAUAUGAUUUUGGGACAAUUUUCAGUGAAUUGUUGCCAAACAAUUUUGCAAAACUUCAACCACUAGCAAAUAAAGAAUUAAAAGAUGGUUUAGAAGUUAAAGUACAACUUGGCUCAGUAUGGAAAGAGGGUUUAAAUGAAUUAAGUGGUGGACAAAGAUCACUUAUUGCAUUAUCAUUGAUUUUGGCUUUAUUACAAUUUAAACCAGCACCAAUGUACAUUCUUGAUGAAGUGGAUGCAGCUCUUGAUUUAUCACAUACACAAAACAUUGGACAGCUGUUACGAACUAGAUUUAAAGGAUCACAAUUUAUUGUGAUAUCAUUAAAAGAAGAAUUAUUUAAUAAUGCUAAUGUUUUGUUUAUUGCAAGAUUUAGAGAUGCUACAUCAAUUGUCGAAGUAAGUGGUUUAUAA